UCAUGUGACAAAAUCCAUGUGUAUGUGGUUUAGGGGCACAUACACAGUUAACUGAACAUUAAGUAAAGAUAAUGAUAUAUAUACCUAUUUAAAUAUACAGGUGUAUUUGAGCACAAUAACAACAGUGCACAUUUUUACAGAUACAUGCAGAUAUAUGGAAUUGUUUUAUUUUCAGCUUUGCCCAUCUGUUUUCACUGUUGUUUUAACCCCCUUUUAUUUCCUGACACUAAUCUGUAGCCCCCUCUUGCUCUUGCCUCUUCCCUGUCCUCUCACUCCCUGCAGCUGGAAGUGUUUCCUCUCUGUGCCGCAGAGAAGGAGGGGUGAGAGGAAGUGACAGGCAGGAGAGAGCCACACAUACUUGUGUGGGAUGCACUGAAACUCUACGGUACAACAUUUGUAUCUUACUUAUUUUCUGUGUUGGAAGCAUCCGCCUAUUUUGGCUGCAUUUCUUGCUCUUCCACCCCCCUCUUCUAUGAUUCGCCUCUAUUCAGCCUUACUGUCCUUUCUGGAUGUCCCCUCCCUGAGACAGCCUGGAGGAGAGAGUGACCGGCGGGUGGAAUGUGGAGAGCAGGGCAGAACCCUCUGUUAGAUGGGGGUCCCCAACUCCACCACUCUCCUUCAUUUGAGGAUUGGUCUACUUCCCCCAGACCUGAAACUUCAAGACCCAUGACUGAGCAUUCUACUGAGACACCUUCGUACGAUUUGUCACGCUUACGCAGCUCCUCGGUGGAAAUCAGAGAAAAGGGCUCGGAAAUCCUAAGAGAGGAGCUUCUGAAGGCUCAGAAGGAGCUGAAACUGAGAGAUGAGGAGUGUGAGAGGCUGUCGAAAGUUAGAGAGCAACUGGAGCAAGAACUGGAGGAGCUGACGGCUAGUUUAUUUGAGGAGGCUCACAAAAUGGUGCGUGAUGCUAAUAUCAAGCAGACUGCAUCCGAGAAGCAGCUCCGGGAGGCCCACGGGAAGAUUGACAUGCUGCAGGCUGAAGUCACAGCUCUGAAAACCUUGGUCAUCACUUCCACUCCAUCCUCCCCAAACCGUGAGCUGCACCCCCAGCUCCAGAGCCCAUCUAAGAACGCACUGCGCAAAGGUCAUGCUCGCAACAAGAGUGCAGGAUGUGCAGCUGUCAUGCCACUGGCUCCUCCAGCCCAGCCUAUCAGCACCGAGGCCAAGGAGUUUUCUGCAGUUCCAUCUCUGCUUUCAUUGCUUCUCUGUAUUGUCCCGGGAAAGGUUGUCCAUAUAACCUACGAGCCGGGAUGGCCUCUUUCUGACGAGUCUUCCUCCUCUACUUCCUCACGCCAGGUGGACACUCUGCUUUUCUCUGAGUUUAUGGAAUGGAAGGAGAGCCCAACUCUAGAUAAAUCCUGCCCCUUCCUGUCACGUAUCUACCAAGAGGACAUUGCGCCAUGCUUGGACUUUGCAAAAAGGGAGUUGUCGGAGCAGGUCCUUACUGCUGUAGCAGACAAUACCCUGUCGGUGGAGCCGGUCAUACAGCCUGUGCUGCCUGUGGUGAAAGCAUCAGCCGUGGAACGUGGGGGGCCCAGUGGGUGUCGGGUGCAGGUCGUAACGAAAUGCGCACUUAGUGGUUUGUCACGUCCAUGCCGCCAUCGGAUAAAGCUAGGGGAUUCUGGGAAUUAUUACUUUAUUUCACCAUCCUGCCGGUACAGGAUAACAGCAGUGUGCAAUUUCUUCACUUACAUCCGUUACAUACAGCAAGGUCUGGUGCGUCAAGACACGGAGCUGAUAUUCUGGGAGAUCAUGAGACUCCGCCGUGAGAUGUCAGUGGCCAAACUUGGCUUCUAUCCCAAUGAAUCAUAGCGGUUUCAUAACCUGGACUAGCAGAUCGACGGACACUACUCAAGUUCCUGCUGUGGGGUCAAAUGAAAAUAUGAGAGCACAGUGUGUGGGUGUACAUGUGGAAAUACAACUGGACCUGAGGUUAUAGCUAUUCUGUGUGGACUUAUUAGCAUCUUCAGUAUGGUACAAUCCUUGUUCUUGGAGAUAAAUAUGUAACAUGCAUAUAGAAUUUUAAUUCCUGAGAGACUCUUCACUAGCAGCUUUAUAUAUGACAAAACCAACCAUGGGCAUAGUGUGGCCGGAGCAGCUGGGCUGUAUUUUUCCUUUUGGGCAUUAUAUCAGCUCAGUAUAACUCACAGCUGAGCAGAUAUAACCGUAAGGGGCAAAUGCAGGAGUUUUUGGCAGGGGUUUCUGAAUGCUUGAUUUUGGAGCAUGUGUGGACAGCACAUGAAGGAGGCAUCAUACAGUGCAGUGUAUGUCAUAUUUCAGACAUAUACAGGGCCAAUUAUGAUGACAGCAAGCCGAUAGGUGCGACAGUAGUGCAAUCGCGCCUCAGCUGAAUUAUUUUAUUUUUUGGAUGUGGGCAUCAUUUCACAAUCUACGAUCCUUGCUCUGUGAGCAACUGGAAACCCCGCAUUUACUUCAUACUUGCCUACCCUCCCUCAUUCUGCAGGAGACUCCCUGAAAUAGCAGUAAUCUCCCUGACUCCCUGAAUAGAACAGCAAUCUCCCUGAUUAGACCUUAUUCCCAUGUGGUAGCUGUUACAUUCUUUGGGGGGAGGGGGGGAAAGAAAUCAGAGAUACAUACAUUCAUAUGGGAUCUUCAGUACCAUUUCCCUGCAUUGGGUAUAAGGCACAAUGAUCCCUAUGGCUACAUGCAUUCUAAAUAAGGCUUCUCGUGUCCACUUACAGUAUAUGGACCCUCUUCUAAAACACAAUACACAAACAAAUCACUAUUUUCAACAAGUAGAUCUUUACUAACUUUGGGGUUCAUUUACAUUUGGAUGCAAGUCAUUUUCAUGACACGCCUCUCUGAUGUACCAGUACUUAUGACGAUGGGACCUAGUGCUUUCAUCUAUGCACACACCCCUUCCUCCUUAUUGGCGGACAGAGGCUAGGGGGGGUGCAACAAUUUAUAAGCAAGGGCACACUUUGCUGUUGUACAGGCCAUAUCUCUUACCUUGGCUUAAACAGUAGAGGAGCUGGAGCCCUCACAUCUGAUUUCAAGACCCUAGGGCAAGGACUGCAGUCUUCCUAGGACUGUACUUGUUGCUCCUAUGAUAGCAAACGACUCCCCCCCCCCCCCCUCCCAGUGUCAAGUAUUGCUUUGUUAUACAUCAGACAUUGGGGUGCUGCAUUAUAACACUUCCAUUGUGAUGAACUGUAUGUCACAUAGAGGAGGAAUGUUGUUCUCCCCAUGGUGUCUUUAUGAAAAUAGCAGAUUACAAGGCACAAUGCUGUUAUGGCAGCUUAGUCUUUAUGGAUCGCUUGAAUGUGAUUCACUGAAGCAGCAGUUGCCCAAAAUCAAGCUCCUAAAAUCCGUACAAGUGAUGGGGGGUUCCAGCAGCCUCAGAGCUUCCUAAUAGCAGGCUUGUUGGAUUCCUUCUCCAGCUCUGUCCACCUACACUACAUAAACUCCAGCAAUCAUAUAUGCUGGGUACACACCUGACCAACUCACAGACCGGGCAACCAGUUUGAUGAGCUUUGCACACUUACCAAUCGGCUGCUUGCUAUGUCUGUCCAAACAUCACAACUAGGUGGGCAUUUAAAUUUGUCCGGGCAGUUGUGAUGUCAUUGUCGGCGGUUCCUGCGGCCAGUCGGCUGUCCAUACAUGUAGGCAGAUGUACCGCAAUAUCUGCAAGAAAUAUCGACCUAUACCAUGCUGCAGGGCUGAUACGAUAUGUCUGUGAGUGACAUGAUAUCGGCUGUACACACAAGCUAAUACAAGCCAUAUAUCGCUUGGCGACUGUACAAACGAUAUAUCGCAUAGUGUCCACCCAGCCUUACUUGUUGAGGUGAAUCUAGUCUAUACCCACCAAUGGGUUUCCAGAUGUUUUCUGUAAUGCAAUAAAACACAGGCAGUUAUUGAACAUGUUUACAUAUUUACAAUGCACUCUAAUAAGGUUUUAUGUGCUAAAUGCAAUGAACACUGUGAACUGACACAUUGCUUAUUAUUGGAACUCAUUGUUUUUAUUACAUUUAACGUGCUAUCAUUGAGGGGAAAAGUAUGUAUAUGGCAUAGGUGGCAAUGGGUUCUUCAACCAUGUGUGAAGGCUGCUAUUAAAAUGGGGAUCAUUCAUCCCUAUAAAGAGUGUAGUUUGUACAAUACACAUAGGAGUAAAUGUAAUAGCUUGCCUGAUGCAGACAACGUCAAGUUUCCGGAGAGUCUGGCUGAUGGUUUUAGUGAUUGCCCUUUAAAGCAUUGGGCAGACUCAAUUUAAAGUCCCAGAUACCUGCAUCACAUAUGCCCCAUAGGAUCCCGAAGGAUGGGAUCUCAGCGGUCAAAAUACCGGCAGCGGGGAAAAUGUCGGCGGUUGAAAUCCUGACAGGCGCAAGAUAUUCCCUCUAGGGCGGUGGUCCAUGCCAUCACCCGAGGUGGAAUAUAAUAGUGUGGCGAGCGGAGCAUGGUGAGCACGCUAUGGGACAAACUGCGCUCGAGGUCGGGAAAUUUACUGUCAGGAUUCAAUGGUGGUAUAUUGAUCGCCGGGAUCCCGACAGUCGGGAUUUCAUACUGAAUCGCCCCAUAGGCUUCAUGGCAAACAUGCAAUGCAGUAUUCAUUAUUUUCUGUGCCUAUGACAUGAAGCAUAUAUAUUGUAUGGUCAUUUAGUAAUACUUGUUUUUAGGUGCGUUUUAGCAGCUAUACAACGGAUUAUAUUCAGCAGACUGGAGCACAGACUCACCCAUGUGUACCCAGCCUGUGCAGGAAUAUGGCUCCCAUACACACCACGUGCUAUAUUCAGCUUUCUGUUUUGCGAGCAAAACUUAUAUUAGAUGUGUAAAACCGUUGCAGCCCCGCCACUCUCGCGUCUGGCUAGCAGGGUGUCUGCUGCCUGCUCCCCGAUUUCCUGCGCACAGAAACGUAGCACAGAAUACGGCGCAGUGUCUGAGAAUCAUAGUGGGUAUACCUGGAAGGUAACAUGGAGGUGGUGAAGCCAAUGCAGGUGUGCACUGAAAGACACCCAGCCACUCACACUGGAGGCCAUACUCCCAACUGCCAUAGGGCUGCGCACCUGAAUAUGCACAUUGAUGGAAACGCUGCAAGUGGGUGUCACAGUUAUUUAAAUAUGGGAUGUGGCAUUAUCAUAAAGAUGUAGGUGUGACUGUGGCAGAAGACGCAGCAGCCAUAUCUGCAGCCAUCUCUGAAUUCUUAGUCUUAUCAUUAAUCAUGGUGUUGUUUGUUGUGGACAAACUGUCAUACUCAAUACAGUUGUAGCAACAGUUAUCCCAAAGUUGUUUUCUCAGUUUUUCUUGAUAACUAGCUCUGGAACUAUUUGUUUAACUCAGGGCCUUCUUAAUGGAAUGGCACACGGGCAGCUGCCCAGGGCGCCGUGAUUCUAGAGGCUUCUCAGCAGGGAUGGGCUGGGCCAUGGGGCUGCUGUCUCCAGAGCUUCUUGGGAGGCAGGUAGAGGAUGCUGUCUCGCCGUUCUGAUUGUGAAAUGCACACAAUCAUAGUGGCCAGGCAGCAGUCUCUGCUUUCCUCCCAACUUGCAGUCAGACAGUGAAUGGCUGUCAGCAUGCUGAUUGGUGGAUGGCUGAAGCUUCAUUGCAUAGAAGCAUGUGGAGAGAAGUUGUGGAACUGUAGGAGGGGGUAAAUUAUUUUUAUUUUUAUUUUUUUUAUGUAAUCCCAUGUAUGGGUGAAUAGAGGCCCCAGUGCAUUGCUUUGCCCAGGGCCUGCAAUGCUGUGAAGACGGGAUGCAGUUACAUGACCGGCGGUCACAAUACAGAUGCAAGAAUCCCGCCCCCUUACAGUGCCAACAGUCGGCAUGCCGACUAACAUGGACUAUUCCCACUCGUGGGUGUCCACGACACCCAUAGAGUGGGAAAAGAACCUGUGGUGAGCGCAGCUUGCCACCGAGCCUACAGCGCUCCGCUUGCCCCUGCCGGCCAUCUGCAAACCGGCGUCGGUAUGGUGACUGGCUGUCUUAAAACGGCCCUGUCUUAACUCCAGGAUGACAAAUCAAAUGAGAUUAAGAUGGCUUCUGUUAUGCUCAUUCAGAUUGGGAUAACCAUGGCUCCAUCUGUAUGUGGUGCAUCAGAAAGUUGAAAAACUGCAGACUCAGUACAAGCGUGUUGUAGCAGAGUCACUAUUGCAUCUAACGUGUUGGGCCAUAUCUUAUUAGAUGAUUGCAAUACUGUCCUACACUACGACAUACACUAGACCAAGCAAUUUAUAGUGUAGAGAAGAGAUAUUUAACCUGGUUUCUUAUAUUGAAAAUUAUAAUUCAACCACAGCUAGGUUAAGCUCGCCUAAGGCUGCUUUAGUACAUGAUAUGUAUGGACUGUUCCUUAUACAUGGUGUUUAUUAUAGUCCAGCUGAUUAAAGGAAUUAUUUAGCUAAAUUAUUGGCUUAGGCAACCUGCAGCUUUACAGCUGAUAUGGACCUGGGCAUCAGGACUUGUAGUUCCUCAACAGCUAAGAUGCCACUGGUUGCUUAACUCUGUAUUAUGAGAAUAUGCAUGUGACUGUGUUCCCUAUUACUUGUCCAGUUAUUAGACUUAUAUUACAUAUCCCAGUGCCAUGCCAGGGCACCACCCCCAGUGCAUGUACAUCAUGGUAUUACAGGGGAUGAGGGCUGGAUGCAGGAAAUUGAGUGCCAGUCAUGUCGCCCUACAAACUGGAUACAGGUGCCGCUAAGGCAGCAACCAUUUCGCUCACUUGGCCUUGCACUGCCCUCGGUAUGGCCCCUAACACAUUCUUCUGGCAAUUUGACAUUCCAUAUGAGGGUUAUUUGCUGGCACAUAUCAUAGUCCCCUCAUAAUCACAAUGUAGCAUUGUGAUUGUUGGUAAAGCAAAGGUAGACAAUAUUUAGGUCGACCACUAUAGGUCGACAGGUAAAAAGGAAACAUGAGUUUUUUGGGGGGCUUUGUGUCGUUUUCUUCGUAGAGUGACCGGGAACCCCAAUUAGUGCACCGUGUCCCCUCGCAUGGCUCGCUUCGCUCGCCAUGCUUUGGGCAAGGUGCCUCACUCCACUACCUCACAGAUUACCGUUCCAAUCGUAGUCCACGUGGAUCGUUAACUAUAAAAAAGAAAAAAAUGUGAAAAACUCAUGUCGACCUUUUGACCUGUCGACCUAGAACAUGUCGACCUUCUGACCCUGUCGACUUAGUGGCUGUCGACCUAUAGUGGUCAACCUAGACACUGUCGAUCUUCAGACCGGAUCCCAAAGCACAACCCACAUUGCUCUUCCUCACUUCUGUGGGCACUCUCAUCAUACAGAACUGCUACAAGACAGAACUUCUGUAUCACACAGCUAUUUGUAUGGAAACUGAAGGGUGGGAGAAUGGAAAGUGAGAAGAAUCAUUUUAUACUGCAGACCACCCUUGUGGGUGUAGUAUUCAUUUACCAGUAUUAUGCAGCCUGUAGCUAUGAAGCACAUAUACAUAUAAUCUAUGGAAUUGCAUUAAAAUAAUUACUUUUUAUCAAA
Pseudophryne corroboree (corroboree frog) is the source of this 7435-nucleotide messenger RNA. It is a transcript of the gene RAB3IL1, whose product is annotated as RAB3A interacting protein like 1. Gene Ontology annotation, molecular function: guanyl-nucleotide exchange factor activity. The transcript has 12 exons. Gene Ontology annotation, cellular component: Golgi to plasma membrane transport vesicle. The record is from RefSeq and is a predicted model, not a curated record. The coding region runs from base 559 to 1812 and encodes 417 amino acids. Gene Ontology annotation, biological process: exocytosis. Lineage: Eukaryota; Metazoa; Chordata; Amphibia; Anura; Myobatrachidae.